Effrenium voratum is the source of this 621-nucleotide messenger RNA. The record is from the annotation of a GenBank genome assembly. Lineage: Eukaryota; Dinophyceae; Suessiales; Symbiodiniaceae.
AUGCAUGCAGUGUCAGCAAGGCAUAUCAGCACGUGGAAUGGGGCAGUCACCGACAAGUACUACUGGUCCCAGUCCUUGCAAGAGGUGACGCUAGAGAUUGAGGUUGGCAAUUGCAAGGCUUCUGAUGUCAAGGUGGACAUAAGUGCAACCAGGCUCACCGUGAUGAGAGGCGAGGAGACGGUGCUGGUGGGGAAGCUGCAUGAGAAGGUCUUGCCAGAGGAAUCAAUUUGGCACCUAGAAGAUGAGCAUCAGGUCAUCAUCUCCAUGCAGAAGUCCAGAGAAAACUGGUGGAAAUGUGUCCUGGAGGGUGAUCCGGAGAUCGACACUACAAAGGUGGAGUCGACCCGGAAGAUGGAGGAGUAUGAUGGUGAGACGCAGGGUGCCAUCAGGAAGAUCAUGUUUGAUCAGAACCAGAAGCUUCAGGGCAAGCCAAGCUCCGAUCAGCUCCGGACAGCCGAGAUGAUGAAGGAUGCAUGGAAUGCGGAAGGGUCUCCUUUCCGCGGCACGGAAUUUGACCCCACUAUGUUGAACCUCUCCGGACCAGUUGGCGAGGAUUUCUUCAAGGCCAUGGAGGAGAAGCGAAUCCAGGGAGCACGCGAGAGACAGGGUGGCUCGCAGUGA